AUGGACGACCUUGUUAUCAUGGGUCUUGAUACGCUUCAUCCCAUUGUCCGAAUUGGGGGCAUGUUUUUUCGAGGAACAUGGUUCCAUUGCAUUGGUACGGACAUUGUCGUUCCUGUAAGGAAUGAUGUUGAGUUAUCAAAUAAGGAUAUGCUCCUUUGUCAAAGAAGGCUUGUUUUGGAACAAAUUCGCCUCAUCCCAAAAAACCAAUCAGAAAGCACAACACAAACUAUGGACGUGGAAACCGAUAUGGAGAUCGAAAGUGUAAAACAACCGAUUCAACCGAAUGGCGCUAUAGAUGACAAUGUACAACCCGAAAGCAGCAGUGGUAAAAAUGGGGAGCAUGUCGAAGAAAUGAGAAAUGGUGAUGCUGUACGUGACAACUAAACCAGGUACUGUAAAGUACUGUUAUGACUAAAAAUUUUUUUAAAUGUUUUGUUUAAAUAAGAAAGGAAGAAAAAAAUCUAUAGUUCUGAAAAUUGCGACUGUAGAACAUGUAACUCUAGCGAGUAGAUUAACAAAAGGAGUUAUUGUAAUUGGGAUCAUAUGAGAAACUAAAAGAAGGAUACGAAAUUUAUCCUCCAUUACUUUCUGGAGGAGAAGACGAUGUGGCAUGAGAAGCUGGGAAAGGUGCGACGGGUUGCCAAAGAUAGUCUUUCAAGCUGACCUUGUAUUCACCGAUACUUGUUUGCCAGACUUCAACACCUUCUUCUUCAAGACGAUCUUUCUGUCGUUGUUCACCGCUUGGUAGAUCGCGUCUGGAAAUACAUCCACGGCUGUUGAUAACACGGUGCCACGGGACGUGGGAUUCAGGAUGCAAGAACUUGAGAGCUUGUCCUACAUGUCGAGAAUACGUUGGAGCCUCAAUAAACUUGGCAAUUUGGCUAUAUGUAGAAACUCGUCCGUAAGGUAUUUCACUCACUGUAUCAUACACACGAGUAUAAAACUCAUCCAUGCGCAUUUUUCUGGGGCUUUUUUUACGCUGAAUGAGCAGAGGAUCUGCUGUUAAAUAACGAUUAAAUCCUUCUGAAACUUUUUAAAGCAGCAGGCCAAGUCUGUAUGAAUCGAUAUUAUUAUGUGAAGGCCUCUCUCUGUUAAUUUUUUUGAGAACACUGCAAUGCUGUCAAUAUCUGAAAAUAGAAAACCUUAACCUUUAGGAUAUACUAAGAUAUAAAAUACAAAUCUUGAAAAAUGGAGUAUUGAAUAUUCCUGAAGCAGUGACAAAUAUAUUCAACACACAAGCAAACUG
Molecule: messenger RNA, 1246 nt
Organism: Schizosaccharomyces octosporus yFS286
Lineage: Eukaryota; Fungi; Ascomycota; Schizosaccharomycetes; Schizosaccharomycetales; Schizosaccharomycetaceae
Product: tfiiic subunit sfc7
Exons: 1
Coding region: 1-384 (127 amino acids)
Source: RefSeq, a predicted model, not a curated record